Lathyrus sativus (Indian pea) is the source of this 252-nucleotide messenger RNA. The record is from the annotation of a GenBank genome assembly. NCBI's taxonomy places the organism in Eukaryota, Viridiplantae, Streptophyta, Magnoliopsida, Fabales, Fabaceae.
AUGAAUACAUGCAUCAUAUUACCCAACAUGAUUGUUGAAGAUGAACGUGCAACAUAUGGUGUAAAUUUUGAUUUUUCUUAUGAUCAUUUGUGUAAUGAUGCGACAAUAUUAUUGAAUGAUUCUAAUAUUGAUUUUCAAGAGUUCCUGCGUAGAAGAUUUGAUAUUCGUGAUAAACAAGUUCAUCGACACCUUCAACAAGACUUGAUAGAACAUAUAUGGCAAUGUUAUGGACAUGAGAAUAACAAUAAUUGA